Molecule: messenger RNA, 3806 nt
Organism: Onychomys torridus (southern grasshopper mouse)
Lineage: Eukaryota; Metazoa; Chordata; Mammalia; Rodentia; Cricetidae
Gene: Itprip
Product: inositol 1,4,5-trisphosphate receptor interacting protein
Exons: 2
Coding region: 174-1847 (557 amino acids)
Cellular component (GO): membrane
Molecular function (GO): protein kinase inhibitor activity
Source: RefSeq, a predicted model, not a curated record
CUCUGCAGCCCCGUAGCGCGGGGCAGGAGGAGUCCAGGAGGCGGGAGCCGCCGCGAUCUGGUCGCCCGCAACCCUGGAUCCCCGCAGCCUACGACUCGGGACCCCGACGCUUGCGUGGAGCGAGGCCCACUCGGUACCCCUGAGACUGCUGCGGUCGAACGAACACUACAGCCAUGGCCCUGGGGCUUUUCCGGGUAUGUCUGGUGGUGGUGACGGCCAUCAUUAACCACCCACUGCUGUUCCCUCGGGAGAACGCCACAGUUCCCGAGAAUGAGGAGGAGAUCAUUCGCAAGAUGCGGGAACACCAGGAGAAGCUGCAGCUGGAGCAGCUGCGCCUGGAGGAAGAGGUGUCACGGCUGGUGGCGGAGAAGGAGGCCCUGCAGCAGGCAGAAGAGGAAGGUCAGCAGCAGCAGUCAGAGGCCCACACUGCCUGGGACCUUUGGAGCACUCUCUGCAUGAUCCUCUUCCUGAUCAUCGAGAUAUGGCGGCAGGACCACCAGGACGGGCCCUUUCCAGAGUGCCUGGGUGGAGAUGAGGAUGAGCUAUCUGGACUGGGGGGCAGCCCACUGCGGGGUCUUCCCCUGCCCAAUAAGGCCACCCUGGGCCACUUCUAUGAGCACUGUAUUCGGAGCGCCACAGGUGAUGCCACCCGCACCCGGGAGUUUGUGGAAGGCUUCGUGGAUGACCUGCUGGAAGCCCUGAGGAGCAUCUGCAACCGAGAUACUGACAUGGAGAUGGAGGACUUCAUUGGUGUGGACAGCAUGUAUGAAAACUGGCAAGUGGAGAGGCCACUACUGUGUCACCUGUUUGUGCCCUUCAUACCCCCAGAGCCCUACAGCUUCCACUCAGAGCUCUGGUGCUCCAGCCUUUCAAUGCCCCUGGAUCGUCAGGGCUACGGUCAGAUCAAGGUGACUCUGGCUGAUGGGGACCCUUUGGGCUGUAUCUGCGACAAGACUAAACUCGGAGAAGACAUGCUGUGUCUCCUCCAUGGCAAGAAUAGUGGGUCAGAGCCCAGUGGUGGAGGAAGUGAUGGGAUGGAAGAUUUGCUGUGCUCCCAAGAGUCCUCUUAUCUAGAUGCCAUGCAGGUCAUGAAGUGGUUCCAGGUGGCUCUCACCAGAGCCUGGCACCGCAUCUCCCACAAAUAUGACUUUGACCUUGCCUUUGGCCAGCUAGACACCCCAGGGUCUCUCAAAAUCAAGUUCCGCUCAGGGAAGUUCAUGCCCUUCAUCCUGACUCCUGUGAUCCAGUGUAAUGACUCAGACCUGUUCUUCAUCCCACAACUUCCCAAGGAGCCCUGCAGGGGAACGCCAGCCUCCAGCACUGACUGGCUCCUGUCCUUUGCUGUCUAUGAGCGACAGUUCCUCCGGAUGACAGCGAAGGCUUUGCCAGAGGGGGCCUGCCACCUCAGCUGUUUGCAGAUCGCCUCCUUCUUGCUCUCCAAGCAGAGCCGCCUGACAGGCCCCAGUGGGCUGAGCAACUACCACCUGAAGACUGUCCUGCUGCACCUCCUGCUGUCCCGGCAGGCUGCUGACUGGAAGGGCAACCAGCUGGAUGUGCGCUUGCAGGAGCUCUUCUGCUUCCUGGAGAGGAGCCUACUGGAGAAGAAGCUCCAUCACUUCUUUGUGGGCAACCGCAAGGUGCCUGAUGCUAUGGGACUCCCAGAGGUUGUGCGCAGAGCUGAGCCUAUAAACCUCUUCCGGCCCUUCGUUCUGCAGAGGACUCUUUACCGCAGCACAGUGGACUCCUUCUAUGAAAUGCUUAAGAAUGCCCCGACGCUUAUUAGCGAAUAUUCCCUCCAUGUCCCUUCAGACCAUGCCAGCCCACCACCAAAAGCUGUCGCCUUGUAGAGCCUGAGAUUCGAGGGCUGGGGAAGAGCAUCCCAAAUAUCUACCUUAUGUGGGUUCUGUAACCCCAUGCAGGAAACACAGUAGGCCUGGAGAGGAGCUGAGGUUCAGCUUGCUGGGAAGCCAGGUCCUGCAGAGGGAAGAAAACAGAAUUGCAGCUGGACCCUGGUUUGCCUCUCUGCCACAGGGGCUUGCUGGUGAAACCGUUGUUUGGGUUCAGGCACCGAUCCUUUGUAGCUUAGUUUGAGAUCACUAUGCAUGACCAAGACAGUGUCAGAACAGUCUCUGGGUACUGAGUUAGAGAGAAUGCAAGCACUGAUCUGAAUGUGAUCCUUUUUGUAUCGCAGUCCAUUCUGUGCUUCCUAUCGACAGAGAAUCACCUAGGAUGUUGCCGAUCUACUAGGAUGUUGCCAGGGAUGGGAUCAAGACUCAACACUCUAUUCCAGGAACUCUUGGCCCUGGCUGUUUGCCGCUGAAUCAUGAAUGGGGACAGAUGUGGCAACUCACAGCCUUUGAACCACAUCAUGCACAAUAAUAGAGGUCCCACGGCACCACCACUUGUUAACACUACUUGGUGGGAAAAGAACCUGGCAGAGGUCCAGGAACCCAGGGGCUAAUUUCUCCAUUACACAGAAAUGGGUACGUGGUGGUGGAGAGUCUAAAGCUGGCCAGUUUUUCAGCCACACAUCUUACUCAGGUGCAUUCCCUCUCCCUGUCCCUUUACCCUUAUACCAGGUCCUGACCACAAUGGGUGCCAUUUACCACAGUGGGUGCUGGCUCAGAAGCCCAUCCCAUCUCCAUAGCUGAUCUUACCAGCCAGCAAUGUAAUAGAGGGGCAAAGAUGCUCGUGUCUGGCUUGCACUUUGGCUCAUUUUGGAGAAAGUUACAGGACCCUGGGGCAAGGAUCAUGAUAGCCCUAACCUGUCCUCAGGGUCCUAGUCAUAGGAAAGGGUAGGUUUAAAAGCCAGAGGUGCUAUGAAAACCCAGCUCUGGUCCACAGACCCAAAGUAUCUCCCAGUUCCUAACUCCAAGAGGGCUUCAUCCCCUGUACAUAGCCAGUCUUUUCUGCACAAGCCUUGCUGACCUCAUGGAUGACCCAGACUGAAAGAACGUGAUGGAACCUGGGCUCACUGGGGAUCUAUGUGGGUACUUCAGGCACAGCCUGGGAACUCAAGAGAGUGUUGUGGAGCCCAGGCAAACAUCAGAGCCUGAGGCUGGAGCUGGGCUCCCCACCCAGGCCUGUUUCAGAGGAUCCAGCACUUCCUCUCCACUUGAACUUGACUGUUUGAGAUUUCUUCUCCACAUCUCCUUAGUAACUUUUACAGGGGACCAAAGAAGAGACAGAAAUGAGGAACAAGGUGGCACCCACUGACCCUCCAGAAGUGAAGACAACAAGCCUUGCACAUGUCAAAACCAGGCUACCCUCAGCCCCGCCCGUGCCUCACGUGGCCUCGGAGAACUCCCUUUCCCCACCGAGCUUAAUUGGUGGUGGAGAGGAUCUACUGCGGGCAGGGUAACCAGAGACAAUAGGAUGCCUACGUGUAAGCAAGAGUUAGACUGAGCACGUGUGGUCCGCCCCUCCACAACUUCAAGUGGCAAUCUGGGGCCCUGUAAAAUGAGCCUACUCACAGUGUGGCUCUGUCAGCAGCCCUGAGCCACCUCGUCCAAUAGGUACCUUCCAGAGUCAGGGCAGACGGCCUUGUUUAUUGUCAUUCGUGGCUUGCCCCUGUUCAUUCCUAUCCCAUUGUGCAUCCAGGAGAACCCAGCAACCAAGAACCAGCCUCCAGAGGCCAAGAACAAGCCUGAACCUCCUCUGGCUUCUCUUUUACUCCCGGGAGAAGAGAGGAUGGACCCCUCUGGCUUCUUGUUUGCUGGGGCACUUGGCGGGAACAGGCGCCUGUUGUGCACCAGGGCUGCUUCGGAAGCAGCAGGCUCUUGGGGUCUCAGGCUGCCUUAUUUAUA